Molecule: messenger RNA, 1797 nt
Organism: Saprolegnia diclina VS20
Lineage: Eukaryota; Oomycota; Saprolegniomycetes; Saprolegniales; Saprolegniaceae
Exons: 1
Coding region: 1-1797 (598 amino acids)
Source: RefSeq, a predicted model, not a curated record
AUGGCUGCGCACCCGCUAGUCGAGCCCGCGCUCGCGGCCAUCGUCUUCUCGUACCAGCACGGUUUGACACCUCUAGAAGCGAUCGCGCGCGCAGCCAUGUACUCCAAGCGCCGCCGCAUGGGCGAUUCCAGUUCCGUAUUCUUCUUUGACUACGUGUCGCCCAACUGGACGGAGCGCCUCCGCAGCGAGGACCUCUGCUUGCCGGUGGACUCGACGUCGGACGAGCGCUUCCCGCUCCAUCUCGCGAUCGUUCAUGGCAACGCGCAGCUGGUCGCGUACAUCCUCCGCUACGAGCGGUCGUUGGUGUCGGCGGAAGCCAUCGACUGCGCCUUUGUCAGCGGCCACGUGCCGAUCGUUCGGUUGCUUCUCAAGCAGCGAGAGGUCGUCGACGAGCUACGUACGUGCGUCUCGCCAGUCCAAGCCAUCGCGCCCAAGCCACGCCCCGAAGCUCGCAUGGCGCUGCCGUCGCGCGCCGUCCAAAGCCUUCGUGGCAGCUUGGCCAUGGCCCGCGACGCCCUUGCGAAGCGAAUGGGCCUCUUCCGCGCCGCGCAAGCAGCCAAUGAGAUGACGUCCACGUCGUCAGACCUUCCAAAGCGCAUUGCCCAUCACAACAGUCGCGAGCUCUACGUCUUGCUCGCCUCGUAUACGACCCGUGGCUGGACACCGGACGCACUCGCGUGGGCGACCAAGCGCCGCGCGCCUCAAAGCGUUCGGUUCUUGAAGAACCGCUGCACUCCGCCCGCUGGCAGCUUGAUCGAAGCGGCAACCGUGUGCGGCGACUUGGCAGUCGUCAAGCGGCUUCAUGCGAGCGGGAGCAGCGCGACAAGCGACGCAGUGGACCGGGCCGCCUCCUGCGGGUACCUCGACAUUGUCGCGUUCUUGCACGAGCACUACCCUGCGACGGUCACGGACACGGCGCUCAACAUGGCGCUGAACAAGUGCUACCCCCACGUCGUGACGUAUCUGCUGGACCACUGCCCACACGCCGUGUGCUCGCGAGAGGCGUUUGAGAGUGCGGUCUUCAUGGCGCCUCUCGCGCAUGUCGUGGCGCUCAUCGACCGCCGUCCGAUGCGUCUCGGGCCGGACUUUACCAAACUAAUGAUUUCCUUCGCGCACACUGGCAUCUUUCGCUGCGCUGAUGAAGUGACGGACGUUAUCAAGGCUCUCGUUGCUGCGCGCUGCAUCGAGUGGACGCCAUACCUCGUGGCCCAUCUCGACAUGGCAGAGCCCAUGGGGCUUCACGCACUCGCCCGGGCCGAGCCCGGUGUUCGCUGGCCCGUCGCCGUGUGCGCGCUUUGCAGCGGCGCAAGCCAAACCAUGCAGCUCGUAGCUCGCCUCGGCCUUCCGGGCGUGGGCCCCGACGACGACGCCUUUGGAUACGUGACGACGCUCACGAUCGUGCGGCUCUUCCCUCGCGCUCCGUGGCGGAGACUUCACCGCUGGCUUCUUCAGACCACGGACGACGUUUCGGAUGCCGCCGCGGCCGCCCACUUGUACUGGACGUGCACUGGUCGCCGCGUUACGGACGAGAUCGACCCGACGCUCGGUGGCGCCACGAUCACUGCGUAUCGCAGCGCGAGAACGCUCGACCCCGAGCGACUGCUCGUCGAGCUGUGUGCUCAGUACCCAUCGAUGUUGACCGUGUCGUUUUUGGACGCGGUUGCCGUUAGACACUCGUGGAUGUUGCCCGUCGCGCGGCAAAAGCUCGUGCGCUGGUGGUGCGACCAGUUCUUUGGACACCCCGACGACCUCGCCGACCUCUUGGCAUUCCGGCAUCUCCAGGACGUCUUCGCGUAA